Monosiga brevicollis MX1 is the source of this 957-nucleotide messenger RNA. RefSeq lists its product as uncharacterized. Gene Ontology annotation, cellular component: mitochondrial inner membrane. The transcript has 5 exons. Bases 1 to 957 code for a protein of 318 amino acids. The record is from RefSeq and is a predicted model, not a curated record. NCBI's taxonomy places the organism in Eukaryota, Choanoflagellata, Craspedida, Salpingoecidae.
AUGCGUGGGGCGGCGCGCUUGCCGGCUGUUUCGACGGGCCUGGUGGCUUUUGGGGCUACUCGCGCUGAGCAAGCGGGUGUUCAACAAUUCCGUGGCAUGGCGCGCUACGCUCGUGUGGGUGCCCGCACAGGCGUCAUGGGCGAGCCGGCGGCCUCCUCCGUCACCCCAUCCUCAGCCAACUGGGUGGCUGGAGGCCUUGCCCUUGCGGGUGUCGUGGGGCUUGGUGUGGUUGGCGCGGCCUUGGCCAGCGGAACCACGGCGGCUGGCACCGUGCAUGACAAUAGCGUGUGGCAGCCUGCCGUGCGCCAGCGCAUCUCCUCCACCUUCACUGCCUUUGGUGCUGGUGUUGUUUUUACGGGCGUGGCCACCGUGGCCCUUUUCCGCGGCGGUGCACACAUGCUGAUGAUGGGUCGCCCCAUCUUGUCACUCUUUGUUGGCGUGGGCUCCAUGUUUGCCACCUCGAUGCUGGUCCAUUCACUGCCCGCUGAGAACACGGUGGCCAAGUAUGGCGCACUGGCCCUCUUCAACACGGCCGUCGCCUUUUCUCUCUGCCCGCUCAUGCUCCUCGGGGGCCCCCUUCUCCUGCGUGCCGCCGCCGUGACUGGUGGCAUCGUGGGGUCCUUGUCCAUUGUGGCUGCCAACUCGCCCUCGGACCAGUUUCUGUGGAUGGCAGGUCCCCUUGCCAUGGGUCUGGGUGCCGUAGUGGUCAGCUCACUGGGCGCAGCGUUUCUGCCCUCGAUGCGCUUUGCUCCCAUGCUGCACAAAGUCUCCCUGUACGGUGGCCUCGUCGUCUUCUCCGGCUUUGUCCUGUACGACACGUCACUGAUCAUCGAGAACGCCAAGCGCAAACUCAAGUUUGAUCCCGUGGGCGAGAGCAUGCGUGUCUACAUGGAUGCCAUUAACAUUUUUGUGCGCAUUGCCCAGAUCAUGGCUAUGAACAACAACAACCGCCGCUAA